GGAAGUGGCGUAAUGAGUGGCCCUCUCAGAGCUCAGCUACUCACUGUAGGGUCGACCGUUUUCCGACAUCAACAUAAAAAGUGUCGGCGGCUCAGUUUGGUGGAACAUGUGUACAAACAUGCCGUCAGGCGGCCUGAACCUGGAGUCACAGCUUUUGUCCAUAAUGGACGUGCUGGUGAAGGCGGCGGUGACGGAAAUCAGUCAGCUCUUCUCGGAGAGCUCGGCGUCGCUCCGCCUGCACUUAACCCAGAGCCUGAAGGAAAACGAAACGCUGAGGAUGAGGAUGAAGGUGAUGAGGAGCGAGGUUUUCUCCCUCCGGCUGCAGACCAGGACGAACCGGCCGACGAGUCGCUUCUCCUCGGUCAGAGGAAACGUCCCCAAACCACGGGCUAAACUACAAGUUGUCAGUAAACUCCCAGUGGCUCAAAAAGCUGUCGGAGAAGCUCCUGCUAUAUCUCUACAAUCGGAAAACAAGACUUCAUCCUCUGCCGCUCAAGUACAGUGUGCAGAUGUGGAGAGUCCAGAUGUCAUCCUAAUUAAAGAUGAAGACGAUGUUGGUGGAUGUGGACCAGCUGGAGGUCAGGACAACUUUGGAAGCUGUGGUACGGAGGGAGGUGUUGCCACUGGGACUCAGAAUUUAGAGCCUACUGGUUCCUCCUGCCUGACGAGUGAUAAUGAGGAUCUAAGAAUCGUGAGUGUUCAUGGCCGAGGAGAAGGGCCUCUGGAGGAAGAGAGUGACACCCUCUUCACUGCCUCUGAACUCCAAGCUUUUAGCUCUCUGUCUCCAGAUCACAGCAUCAGUCACGACAGUCUUCUCAGUUUCACCACUGGUGCCAGUGACAGUGCACCACUGAGGAUGGUGCAGGAUAACAGUGUUGGACUGGUAAGAAACAGACCGGUUGAACGAAAUUCUUCCACUCAAAUGGCUUCAGCGGCAUUGAAUUCUGCAAUAAAAACAACUCUAAUAGGAGCCGAUGGUCAGAUGGGGCACUCCAGUCACAUCAGCCAGUUCUCCCAGCAGCAGAACAUCUUCCCUCACGCUAUCAACAAAUCCCUAGAGUGCAGCUUUUGUGGCGAGCGUUUCCUCAACCGCGAAGACCUGAUUGUUCACCGGGCAAGUCACACAGGAGAGUCGCCUGUCCCUUGUGUCCUGUGUGGCAAGUCGUUCGUCAACAAGACCACACUGAACAUCCACAUGCGCAUUCACACUGGGGAGAAGCCGUACGCUUGUUCACAGUGUGGGAAGCGCUUCACACAGAACGGCAGCCUAAAGAUCCACCUGCGGACUCACUCCGGAGAGAAACCAUACAGCUGCAAUCAAUGCACCGCCAGCUUCAACAACCCCAGCAACCUGCGCCGACACAUGAUAACACACACCAAUGGCAUACUCUGACCAUGGCUGGUGAAAACAUUUUUCCUGUGACUUUUACUGACACUUGUGCCAUGAUGUAUAUUUUAGGGGCAUUGUGUGAAUCAAAUGUUUUGUAUCACCAAGUAUAAAGUCUAUCUACUUUAUAGAAAAUACACUUGUAUUAUCUUUUUAAAUCAAGGAAAACUAGCAAUAGCAAAUCAACUUAGAAAUAUGGUAUCUGGGACGUCUAUAUCCCAGUACUGUCACAUCACCAAAAGUAGAAAAUGUUAAUGUAAACUGUUGAAAUGUUUGCUGAACUACAAACAGUUGAGUCGCAUCUUCAUUCACACAGCUGCCACAUACUCUUAGACGAAUUGACUACAUUGCAGACUUGUGUCUUUAAAACAUGUGGCUUGUUUUAUAUCACUCAUCUUGGCCUUAGAGAAGGGCUUUUCCUUUUCACUUUGUAUGUAUGUAUGUGUGUGUGUGUGUGUUACAUUUAAAAACAAACUACCUCCACUGUUCUCUCUUGUUUUUUACUUGGUUUCUAGUCUGGAUAUGCAAUUCUGAAUAAAUUUCUUUAAAAACUAUUGCCA
Solea senegalensis (Senegalese sole) is the source of this 1947-nucleotide messenger RNA. RefSeq names its product zinc finger protein 8-like. The transcript is spliced from 4 exons. Lineage: Eukaryota; Metazoa; Chordata; Actinopteri; Pleuronectiformes; Soleidae. Gene Ontology annotation, biological process: regulation of transcription by RNA polymerase II. Gene Ontology annotation, molecular function: RNA polymerase II cis-regulatory region sequence-specific DNA binding; DNA-binding transcription factor activity. The record is from RefSeq and is a predicted model, not a curated record. The coding region runs from base 107 to 1393 and encodes 428 amino acids.